AAAAAAAAAAAAAAAAGUGACUUUUCAGGGGCAGAGAAAAGGGAGAAGUAAACAGGAAAUUGUUUCGCAAUCUCCUCUCCUGCCACAAACCCCAAAAAAUCCCAGGAGAGGGAGAGGGAGAGAAGAUUUAUUCCCAUGCUCAUUCCCAGGUUUUUUUCCCUGGUUCAUUCCCAGAUUUGUUCAUUCCCAGAUUCAUUCCCAGGUUUUUUCCCUGGUUUAUUUCCAGAUUUGGAUAUCCCAGUUUUUUCCCAGGUUCCUUCCCAGGUUCAUUCCCAGAUUUAUUCCCACUUUCAUUCCCAGGUUUUUUCCCCAGGUUUGUUCAUUCCCAGGUUUGUCCCCAGAUUCAUUCCCAGGUUUGUUCAUUCCCAGUUUUUUAUCCCAGGUUUGUCCCCAGAUUCAUUCCCAGGGACAAUUCCACCAUCCCAGGCUGCUCCAAACCCCCUCUUGCCUCUUGGAUUUCCAGGGACCCAGGGGCAGCCCCAGCUGCUCUGGGAAUUCCAUCCCAGCCAGGAAUUCCUCUCCUGGAUCCAACAUCUGGGGCGUGGAGUGGUCACUGUGCUCCUGGACAUCCCAGAUGAGAUCAGCAGCUCCCAGAUAAUUAAUUGGAUCUUGGAUGGAAGCUCUGGAGGGGGCUGGGAACAGCUGGAGCUCUUCCCUGCUGAUCCAUUUUUUUUGGUUGGUUUAUUCUGUUUGUGGGGCUUCUUUUUUCUCUUUUUUCUCUUUUUUUUUUUUUUUUUUUUAUUCCAAAGACCGAAAUCAAAUCAAACAAAAACCCCAAGCCAUUAUUUGAAUAAUUGGAGCUCGGUGCUGCUGGUUUAAAGGGAUUUAACUCCAACCUAAAAGCCUGGAGUGCUGCAAUUUCCUGAUUAAUUCUUCCCAAUGAAAACAGGGAUAAAGCCUCUCCUGGCCUCGCCCCUGCUCUCCCUGUGAACAUUCCAAACUCUUCUGAAGUUGACUUAAAUCCCACCAAGGGAUUCCCAAGGCACAUUCCCGUGUCCUGUUUGUCAUUCCACCCAUCCCAAUGGAAGAUUCUCCAUCAGAGUGAUCCCAAAUUCCUUCCCCACCCACCCCCACCACCCCAUUAUUCCAUUUUCCUCUUGUUUUUCCCCUUUCCUGGGCAAUAAAAACCUUUUAUCCCAACCUGGCCUCUUGGGAACAUCCCAUUAUUCCAUUAUUUAUAUGUUUGGAAUGAACCCUUGAGUCCAUCCCUCCUUUUUUUUUUUCCUCCCUUAAUAAGCUUUUAAUCCAUGCUGGAAGUUCAACAAUCCCCCCCUUGGCUCCAGAAUUUCCUUAAAAGCCUCUUGGAUGGCCUUGAUCCAAAAACCCUCAGGAAAAUGGAAUAACUGCUCUCCAUUAGCCACAAAUUUGUGGAUUGAACACAAAACCAAGGGAUUUAUUUCCUCACCCCCAUGUUUAUUUGAAGGGUUUUAAUUCUGCUUUUAAUUAUGAUUUCAAUUUUAUUAACACACAGCCACAGCUCCUAAAUGGAAUUUGCAAAUGUGCUCAGGUAAACCAUUUAUUCCAUGGGAAAAAAAAAAAAAAAAAAAAAAAAAAAGGCACAUUUGGGAUUAAUUAUGACUGGUGCCAAAUUGGCCAUUAAUGAAGCUUUAGGAUUAAUUAGAACCAGGUGCAAAUUUUUUUUUUUUUUUUUUUUCACAGGAAGGGCAGAAAACAGUGCAGAAAAUCCCUUUUUUUUUAGUAAAAAAUGUGUUUAUUCCUGCAGCUCCCAUAUGGAACAUCCCUUUCCAACAAUAUUUCAGGAUUAAGGGUAAUUUUCACCUCCCUCUCCACGUUGUGUUAAUGGAUUUCCAGGGAAAACUCCAAUAGCAACCAGGCAGAGUUGCCUCAUUCCAGCCCCUUUUGCUUCCAACAAAAGCCAUGGAAUUAAUAAAGAAUUUGGGAACGACUCCAGCCUUUCCCUCCUUCCCUACAAGCAGAAAAAAGGUUGUUGAUCCCAUUUUCCAGCUGAGGCUUUCCAGGAUGGAGAGCAAGGAAUAUUCCCAAGGUGACUCCUUUGAUUUUUCCAGUGGAAAAAACUCCAGGGGCUUGAUCUGAUCCCAAAUCCCAGGACAUUGCUUUGUCCCUGCUCAUCUUGGAUUAAAAUUCCCUUUCCAACAAUUCCCAGUUUUUGCUGGGACAUCUCUUGCUGAAAUUGGGAUGGGGUUGAGCUGGAGAAUUUUUCCAUGGAUUAAGGAGGAGUCAGGUUACUGCUGGCUUUCCAAAAGGCAGGAAAUGUUGGGAGGAGCCCAGAUAUUUUGGAAAAACCUGGCUGGGCUCCUGGCACAUCCGAGGGGAAAAUCCCAGGGAAUGAUUUUUCAUGGGACAGAACCACAGUGCUCGUUUUCCUGGCAUCCCUCUCCAGUGGGGGCCUGGAUGUGGAACACCAGAAUUCCAUGAUCUUGGAGUAUGGAUCCAGAUUCUCUUGUGGGUGUGUGGGUGUGGAUGUGGAACACCAGAAUUCCAUGAUCUUGGAGUAUGGAUCCUGACCCACACAUGGAUGUGUUGGUGUGGAUAUGGAACUCCAGAAUGUCAUGAUUUUGGAGCAGGAUCCAGACCCACAUGUGCAUGUGGAUGUGGAACACCCAAAUUCCAUUAUUUUGGAGCAGAAUCCAGACUCACAUGUGGAUGUGGGACACCAGAAUUCCAUGAUUUUGGAGCAUGGAUCCAAGACCUACAUCUGGGUGUGUAGGUGUGGAUGUAGAACACCAGAAUUCCAUGAUCUUGGAGCAGAAUCCAGACCCACACAUGGAUGUGUUGGUGUGGAUAUGGAACUCCAGAAUUCCAUUAUUUUGGAGCAUGGGUCCAGAUCCACAUGUGGAUAUGGAUGUGGAACACCAGAAUUCCGUGAUCUUGGAGCAGAAUCCAGACCCACACAUGGGUGCAUAGCUGUGGAUGUGGAGUACCAGAAUUCCAUGAUUUUGGAGCAUGGAUCCAGACUCAUGUGGGUGUGGAUAUGAAAUACCAGAAUUCCACGAUUUUGGAGCGUGGAUCCAGACCCACAUUUGGUUGUGGAACACCAGAAUUCCACGAUUUUGGAGCGUGGAUCCAGACCCACAUUUGAUAGUGGAUCACCAGAAUUCCACGAUUUUGGAGCAUGGAUCCAGACUUACAUGUGGAUAUGGAGCUCCAGAAUUCCAUGAUUUUGAAGCAGAAUCCAGACUCACAUGUGGGUGUGGAAAACCAGAAUUCCACGAUUUUGGAGCGUGGAUCCAGACCCACAUUUGGUAGUGGAUCACCAGAAUUCCACGAUUUUGGAGCAGGAUUCAGACUCUUUUUUGGUUGUGGAUGUGGAACACCAGAAUUCCACGAUUUUGGAGCGUGGAUCCAGACCCACAUUUGAUUGUGGAUCACCAGAAUUCCAUGAUUUUGGAGCGUGGAUCCAGACCCAAACCUUCUCCUUUGUUUCCAGGUCCCAUUGUGCGAGGCCAACUCUCCAGGCAGCUCUCCAGGCACUGCAGCCUUCCAGGAAGCUCCUGGCUCAGCCUUCCCGUUCCCGAGCCUUUGGAACCAGAGCAGAACCCCAAAAAACCCAUGUCCUCUUCUGAGCCCAUCCUGGACCUCAAGGGAGACACGGAGGAAGCACUUCCAGCCCUGGAGGAACCAAAGCAGAGCCCCAGGACGAGGCAGGACCCUCCUGACUCCGGCAACUCCGGACCCCCCACCCCAGCUCCACCCCCGGCCGAGCCCACCCCUGGCAGGGACACUGAGGAGGAGGAUCCCAGCCCCACCAACUCCCUGCCAUGGCCAGAAGCUCCUGAGGAACUCCCAGCCCGCCCCAACACCCUGGACUUCUCCAAGUCGCUGAAGAAGCUGGAGGAGGUGAAGCAGGCGGGGCAGCGGCGGGGCAGCGAGCGGGCAGCGGUCAAGGAGAACGGCCUGGGGGUCACUGUGGCCACCAGCACGGCCACCAGCACGGCCAGCAGCACGGCCACCAGCGAGGAGCACCGAGCCCUGCAGUCAGAGCUGGGCAAGUGCAUCGAGGAAUUCCGCAGGAUCAAGAUCCCCGUCGCUUUUCCCAACAAGAAGAGGCAGUGGCAGAGCGAGCUGUUAAAGAAGUACCAGCUGUGAGAGGGGGUCCCACGGCAGGGAAUGAGGUUCUCCAGCUGUUCCAGCUGUGGCACAGCUGUGGCUGCCACGAGGAGGAGCAGAGGCGGCUCCUGAAGCCCAUGCAGAUGUUGGAAGGGUCUCAAGCCUGUUCCAUCGAGGGGAUGCUCCGUGUCCUCAGAGGCACAGGCACAGCUGGAGGGAGCAGGAAGAGGAAGGAUGGCCAGGGUGAUGGUCAGGACCAGCAGAAAUUCCCACAUUUCUGAAUUUCCCUGGCGUUUCCAACAAUAAAAUCGAGUUUGUGUCCAAAAUGAGCUCCAGUCUCAAAGAUAUGGGAAUUAGGAAUAACAGUUCUUUACCAGGAAAAUUAAAAUAGCAAUGCAGUAUUACACAGAACAAUCCCAACCCUGCCAGAGUCAGAAUCCAAGCUGACACCCGUCAGUCAGUCAGGGUGUUGGCACAGUCCCAUUCAAUGGUGGCUGCAUCCUCCUGCAGGGGCAGAUGUGGUUCAGCUGGAGCAGUGCUCCUGGAGAAGGUGCAGUUUCCUCUGAAGCUCCAGGGAUGAUGUGGAAAGGUCUGGUUUUCCUCUGGA
Messenger RNA from Oenanthe melanoleuca, 4636 nucleotides. RefSeq lists its product as uncharacterized. The record is from RefSeq and is a predicted model, not a curated record. NCBI's taxonomy places the organism in Eukaryota, Metazoa, Chordata, Aves, Passeriformes, Muscicapidae. Bases 3286 to 4068 code for a protein of 260 amino acids. The transcript has 6 exons.